AUGGCCUCCACUGCUACCACUGUCCCCACCAAGGAGCAGGUUCUCGUCCCCGAGACCCUCCUGAAGAAGCGCAAGAGCCAGGAGCAGGCUCGCGCUGUCGCCCGUGAGGAGGCCGAGAAGAAGAAGGCCGCCAACAAGGAGAAGCGCGCCGUUAUCUUCAAGCGUGCCGAGUCCUACGUCAAGGAGUACCGCGAUGCUGAGCGCGAGAAGAUCCGCCUUGCCCGCGUUGCUCGCAAGGAGGGUAACUUCUACGUUGCUGACGAGCCCAAGCUUGUCUUCGUUAUCCGUAUCAAGGGUAUCAACAAGAUCCCUCCCCAGCCCCGCAAGAUCCUCCAGCUGCUCCGUCUGCUCCAGAUCAACAACGGUACCUUCGUCCGUCUUACCAAGGCUACCCAGGAGAUGUUGACCAUCAUCAACCCCUACAUUGCCUACGGUUACCCCAACCUCAAGUCCGUCCGUGAGCUCGUCUACAAGCGCGGUUACGGAAAGGUCGACAAGCAGCGUGUUCCCCUCACUGACAACCAGAUCAUUGAGGAGAACCUCGGCAAGUACGGCAUUGUCUGCAUGGAGGAUCUGAUCCACGAGAUCUACACCGUUGGCCCCAACUUCAAGCAGGCCAACAACUUCCUGUGGCCCUUCAAGCUCUCCAACCCCACUGGUGGCUUCCACACCCGCAAGUUCAAGCACUUCAUCGAGGGUGGUGACUACGGUAACCGUGAGGAGAACAUCAACGGCCUCAUCCGCCAGAUGAACUAG
Messenger RNA from Aspergillus welwitschiae, 756 nucleotides. Its product is annotated as 60S ribosomal protein uL30. Gene Ontology annotation, molecular function: RNA binding; structural constituent of ribosome. Lineage: Eukaryota; Fungi; Ascomycota; Eurotiomycetes; Eurotiales; Aspergillaceae. Gene Ontology annotation, cellular component: cytosolic large ribosomal subunit. The coding region runs from base 1 to 756 and encodes 251 amino acids. The transcript has 4 exons. Gene Ontology annotation, biological process: maturation of LSU-rRNA from tricistronic rRNA transcript (SSU-rRNA, 5.8S rRNA, LSU-rRNA). The record is from RefSeq and is a predicted model, not a curated record.